Molecule: messenger RNA, 1074 nt
Organism: Drosophila pseudoobscura
Lineage: Eukaryota; Metazoa; Arthropoda; Insecta; Diptera; Drosophilidae
Product: antigen 5 like allergen Cul n 1-like
Exons: 3
Coding region: 31-807 (258 amino acids)
Source: RefSeq, a predicted model, not a curated record
GUAAAUGAACACCUGAUACUUUGUGGAGAAAUGUUGCGACCGGCUGUAACUCUGUUUUCGAUCAUCGGUGUGGUCCUGUCCGCGGCCGAGGGGGCGACAACGAACUACUGUGACAAAGCGCUGUGUGGCACCUCCACGCAUAUUGCCUGCAACAACAGUGGUGCCUGGUCCUCGGCCUGUCCCACAAGUCCCGCCCCAUCGGCUGUGACCUUUAAUGCGUCCCAGAGGAAACUAAUCCUCAAGAUGCACAAUGUCAGGCGGAACAACAUAGCCAGCGGAGUGUUGACGAAAUAUAAGCCAGCCAAACGGAUGGCCACGAUGCAAUGGAAUGCAGAGCUGGCCAAAUUGGCGGCCCUGAAUGUCAAGCAGUGCGAAAUGAACCAUGAUGCCUGCCACAACACGCAGACGUUCUCCGCUAGUGGACAGAAUCUGGCCAUGUAUGGCUACUCGGGUCUCCAGUCAGGCAUGACCAUAGCACAGCUGAUCAAAGCCUGCGUGAACAAUUGGUGGAACGAGAAGAAGGAUGCCACAAUGGCGGUCAUCAACAGUUAUCCCAGCGACUGGACUGGACCGCAAAUUGGACACUUCACUGCCAUGGCCCAAGAGAAGAACACCCAUUGCGGCUGUGCGGCUGCCUUUUAUACGGCGAGUGGCAUGAACUAUUUCCUGCUAGCCUGCAACUAUGCCACCACCAAUUGGGUGGGCAGUCCCGUCUACCAGAGGGGUGUCAAGGCCUCUGGCUGCUUAAAGGGCACCAAUGUCAACUAUUCAGGAUUGUGCAAGGUAACAGAGGUCUAUGAUGUGUAAACUUGAGCAUCCGAUGGAUGAGCUUUGGAUGUAUGCACCUUCAGCAGAAAGAGUUCUAUAGAUCUAUAGCUCUAAGGCAGAAAGAGAACUGUGGAUCUAUAGAUCUAUAUAGUAGUUCCUCAACAGUCACAGAUCCAUAAAUAUACAAAAUAUAGUACAUAAAUAUAUAACCCUCCAGUCAAAGGCUUACCAGGGUUUUUGGAACCCACAAUGUUGCCAUUAAUUAAAAAAAACCCCUAAUAAGAGCAUUAUAUAUCUCUCUCGUUA